GUAUGGACAAUAACGUAUGCUAACGGAGGUGAUCAACAAUCUUCAUUUCUAAUCAGAUUCAACUGAUGCGAUCUAUAAAGUCUGCAAUGAAUAAGCCCAGAUCUCUAUCCUUUGUACACGUGGCGCUUCUCGAAAGAUCUUUGCUGUGUCAUGUUUGGAUUUAUUAUACCAUACUGCGGUGAAAUGUGGGCCGUGUUUCUUUGUGUAGCAUUCGUCAUCUUGUCCCGGGCACAAGCCAUCACAGAUCCUCUGCCUACCGCUACAAUCGAACCCUUCUCCAUAUCCAUAAGAUGUCCACAGAAGACAGAGUUUCAAUACAAGCGGUCAGACGCGUCUGGCGCUGAUCUUGUCGUCUACUACGCGUGCGCACCACCUGGGCAAGCUGAUGGACCCGAGAUGUCCCAGACUAUCCACUGCACUAACAACAUGAAAGCCACGUACAGACGAGACCUGAUCCCAGACAGCAUGAAGAAAGCUGCUGCUGCCAUGGCAACCAAGAGGGGUCUUAUCUCUACGCCUGGACAGGAGCCAGACUUUGGACUAUUCGGAACGGGACCAGAUUUCGAGAUAAAGAACGGAUGCGUGAUGGUCUAUGCAUGCCUGAACCCAAACUAAAGAUUUGCUUCCUUCAAGCGCACCUUUUAAUCUACUUUGGAUUAUCAAAACACUCGACAUCGCAGAUAAAUACACAGAAGAAUUCUGGAAAUAAAAGCACGAUGAAGAAGUCGUCGUUUGUACAUGAGUUAGACAAACCAGGGGCGGGUAUACGGGGAAUGGGUUGGUUUAAUAUCCACCCCUCCCCCUUUUUUGAGAAGAAAAUUGGAAAGUUGUUUCUUUUUAUUUUGUAUAAAAUAACAAAUAAAGUAUAAAACUUA
Nematostella vectensis (starlet sea anemone) is the source of this 875-nucleotide messenger RNA. RefSeq lists its product as uncharacterized. NCBI's taxonomy places the organism in Eukaryota, Metazoa, Cnidaria, Anthozoa, Actiniaria, Edwardsiidae. The transcript has 5 exons. The record is from RefSeq and is a predicted model, not a curated record. The coding region runs from base 151 to 615 and encodes 154 amino acids.